Messenger RNA from Stegostoma tigrinum, 1269 nucleotides. RefSeq names its product programmed cell death 10a (gene pdcd10a). NCBI's taxonomy places the organism in Eukaryota, Metazoa, Chordata, Chondrichthyes, Orectolobiformes, Stegostomatidae. The record is from RefSeq and is a predicted model, not a curated record. The transcript is spliced from 8 exons. Gene Ontology annotation, biological process: regulation of Golgi organization; positive regulation of MAP kinase activity. Gene Ontology annotation, cellular component: Golgi apparatus; FAR/SIP/STRIPAK complex. Gene Ontology annotation, molecular function: protein kinase binding. The coding region runs from base 259 to 891 and encodes 210 amino acids.
UUGGCUCAAGCUCGACAGGGGUUUCCGGUCGAGCCGUUGCCGACGCUGCGUUUCUCUGUUGUCGGUGCUGCAAGGCAGCGCCUUGAGUGAGGUCACCGAGGAGCCAGGUCUUUUGGAGGGGGUUGGCUGCGGCCCUGGUGUGUUCAAAACCAUCGAUGCAUGUGGUGGCUGUCACUUUUGCAAGGAGGACAGAAGAGGAUUGGCUUGGCAUUGAAUGCCUCUGCAGCACUUUUUCUGUAAGAGUGUGAUUAACCAAGGAUGACAAUGGAAGAGAUGAGGAAUGAAGCUGAGACAACCUCCAUGGUUUCCAUGCCACUGUAUGCUGUGAUGUACCCAGUGUUCAAUGAGCUGGAGCAUGUUAAUCUAUCAGCUGCACAGACACUCCGAGCUGCUUUCAUUAAGGCAGAAAAAGAGAAUCCUGGUCUCACUCAGGACAUUAUAACCAAAAUUCUGGAAAAAAAGAGUGUGGACGUUAAUUUCACUGAAUCAUUACUGCGCAUGGCCAGUGAUGACGUUGAAGAGUACAUGAUUGACAGACAAGAACCUGAAUUCCGGGAGCUAAAUGAAAAAGCACGAGCACUGAAGCAUAUUCUUAGUAAAAUUCCCGAUGAGAUCAAUGAUAGGGUUCGAUUCCUUCAGACAAUCAAGGAUAUUGCCAGUGCAAUAAAGGAGCUUCUUGACACUGUGAACAAUGUUUUCAAAAAGUACCAGUACCAGAACCGUAGAGCGCUUGAUCACCAAAAGAAAGAAUUUGUCAAAUACUCCAAAAGCUUCAGUGAUACUUUAAAAACCUACUUUAAAGAUGGAAAGGCAAUUAAUGUGUUCAUCAGCGCCAAUCGAUUAAUCCACCAAACCAACUUGAUACUGCAGACCUUCAAAACUGUUGCUUAGAACCUCCAUUUGUGAAGCUUUUUAAUUUUCAAUCUUAAAAGGUUGAUCUUUAUAUGUAAAUUUAAAUAGUUACAACUGUAUAAAUUAACACAUCCAUUUCAGAACUUGAAAAUGUUGAAUAAAAUAAUUGUCAACUUGCACCAUAUUUUUGUAAAACAUUGUAGCUAAUCAUGAUUUCUCGUUUAAAAAAAAUUGCAUAACUUUUGCUAUUACUAUUGUAUCCAAAACAAAGCCAAAAGAAUUUGCGCCUUAACAUAUCUUAAUGUGACAUUCCUUUGUGUAAAUAUUGCUGUUAUGUUUCUGAAGUUAACUUGCUGGCAAAAAAAUACAAGUUAUGUAUUUAAAUGAUUAGUGGCAAAUAAAUAAUUCACAAUUUAA